This is a messenger RNA of Acromyrmex echinatior (Panamanian leafcutter ant), 3182 nucleotides long. RefSeq lists its product as hypothetical. Lineage: Eukaryota; Metazoa; Arthropoda; Insecta; Hymenoptera; Formicidae. The record is from RefSeq and is a predicted model, not a curated record.
CUAACGACUGGCAUUCUUGCUCGCUCCCGCUGGUAAAACCAGGGCCAUCGUCGAAGAAGCGCGUAACUUCCUCGUCGCUCCCGUCGGUCCUGUUGUUUGGCGGAUCGUGCGUGUUUAACUGUGUUUCUGCAGUGGCUACUCCUACCUAAAGUCGACUAAGUCGUCGCGUUAAGUCCGUUAUGGCGCGUGUACGCCGUAUGAAAUGAUAGGCGUGGGACGAGGCUCACUGCGUGCCGGCCAAACGUUUGGGCGAACGAGCUAACCCGUGUGUGUGCGUGUUGGCAACGCAACGAGCGACGGCGGUCAACCAUCCAGACACGGAGGACCCACCACUGUGCGCUGUGGCGGAUUCCUGUUACACGGCCACCCCUCUCUACCCCGCUCUCCUGCAGGAUCGCAGGUACAUAGCUGUAUUCUACCAGCCACUCCAUGCUGCCCAUAAAUGCCAUGGCACAGAAAGUGGUACCAGGAUCAGAGUCAGGAUCGAUGAAACCCCUGACUGGCAGCGGACUAAGCUAUGUCACGCUGCAACCACCCAGUCAACCACUUAGUCUGGUGCAAGACCAUAGACCCUCGGUAUAUCAGACUCCACCAUACAUAGGAAGUAAUAUGGAAAAGGAACCAGAAGCAGAGAAAUUAAUUCCAAAUGGUGUGGAGAUUACGAAAACUGAAACCGAGCAAGACGUGCCUGCUGUUGUAAAACAAAAUGAAUCCAACAGAAACAACAACCUGAGUCCAGAGACUCCUGCUCAAGAACAACCAUGUGAAAUGCAAUCGGAACAAGUGCUAACUUCUUUAAUAGAGUUUCCAAUGAAUACUCCAAUAUGCACACCAGCACAAAACAAAGUUGAGGAAAAGAAGGUCCCUGUAAAUAAUGGAUCAAAGGAAUCAGAUGGCAAAACCGUUAAUACUUCUGUACAUAUAAAACAAUCUCCUCAUAAGCCAGAAGAUACACAAACUAAGAAUGAUGUUCCAAAGGCAAAACCUACAAAUCAGAAUCUGAAAGUAUCGAGCGAUAAUGCAGCUGCGACAUUAACUAGUACAUAUAAACCUGACGCGAAAGUCACUACCUCUCCGAAGACAACCAAACGAAAAUCUAGAGAACUGAAAGAUUUGAAGGUAGCUACAACUGUAAUCACCGAUGGAGCGAGUAAACCUAAGAGAAACCGGAUUCAAACACAACCCUAUCAAAGUCCAUUACCGGAGAUCGCUUUACUGGUUAAAAAUCUCAAUAAAACUCCUGGUUCUAAAGCGCCUGACGACAAACUCAUCGUGUUUUAUAAAAACGAAUUUUUGGCUGUGAGGAAUGCAGAAGGAAGUUUUUAUGUUUGUCAAGCGAUGCAAAAUAUCUAUAAAUCAAGCAGACGCAUUCGCAUACGAUGGUUGUCUCAAGAUAAAACCAAUGGCGAAUUCUAUUCACCUGAUUUCUAUGAUACCAUCGAUUUUGAUUGUAUAUUAACAAAUCUAAAUCUAAACAAAGUUGACAAACAUAAAUUCUGGCUAACCAGAAUAGAGCUGUUACGUACAGAAAAUAUCUUAAAACGGGCUAUUGAUGUUGAGGCUGGAGUGUCUGAGAAACCUCGAGUUACAGAAGAACAUCCUGAUGGAUUGGAUCUGUCACUUUAUAAAGAUGAGUCACAGUUGAAAAGAAGAAAAAGCUUGCAUAACGAAAAGCCAAAUCGUAAAAAGUCUAAGCGAAUUGGGAAUUCUACGGACGACGACGUAGAUGACGAAGAAUCUGAUCGAAAUCGGAAAACGUCCAAAGCGAAUCGUGCGAAGAAACGAUCGGUCAAAGCAUUGGCGAUCGCUAAAUCUGUCGCGAAAGGCAGCAGUAGAGCAGAGAGAGCGCUAAACAGAAGCACAAAGUCCGGCAGUUUAGACAACGAUCAUGUUUCUACUACUGCUACUAGUACUACUACUGCAGUUGCCACGACUAACGCGACUACAGCUGCUACAGCAGUUGCUGCUAGUGCUCCUGCAACUACUGCUACUACUACAACUACUGUCAAUCCCGCUACCAAUUCCGCCGUGACGGAUACCAAAAAUAAUAUAGAAAUGAAGAAGUUGGAUUUAAAGAAAAACGGCAAGCAGCAAAGUAAUAAUGGCACCAGAGGGGUUCCGAGAACAAAACCUGGAGGUUCUGCUCAAACCACGCAGCAAUCCAGUAAAAUAGCAGGACGUCCGAAGCGUGUGGCCGCUACCACCGGUGUUGUUUCGUCCGAGGAAACUCCUUCUUCAAGGAAGAAACCACGUGGUCGGGCAUAAAAUUAACUUAACGUUGCUUUUUUUUUAUGCUACAGUUACAGCCGAGUCUGUAUCGUAGGCAAUAUGUACGUGUGGUACACCACUUAAAAUUGCAAUCAAUUUGUUAUGUAAUAUAUACUUAUGUAUAUGGAUCUCAAGAUUCUUAAAUGUAUCAUGUGUGCUGCGAUAAUAUUAUAGUCCAAUGAUACGGGAUCAACGACUUGUAUCUCUGAUUCGUCAAGUCGCAUUUGAAAAAAAAGAAAAGUAAAAAAUAAUAAGAAAAAAAAAGAUUCAGAGAUUUAUGCGAGCGAUAUUGUGAUAUCAUACAAAAUUUGUACAUAUCGUCUACGUCUCAGACUCCUUCAGGGGAAGAAAGUCACGGAAUGUGUGGGAAUGGUACCUUGAGUUGAGUAAUAACUAAUCUACAGGGUGUCACAUACUAAUGCACUCUUGCAAUAGUCUAUUUUUGAUGUUGUGAGUGAACCGUACGUGAUUCAGUUAAUUUUAAUGUACACUUUCCAUUGGAUAUGAUAUAUACUAUGUACAAAUACACAUGUAUCUGGGAGAGGUAGGAGUUAUAUGUAUUCUGUAAAACAGAGAGAAAGAGAGAGAGAAAGAUACAGAGUUAAAAAGAAAUAGUAUCGACAGAAAAAACGAGAAUAAGCCCGAGUUUUACCGAUCCGCCGAGCUAAUCUUCGGUUGAUCGAUAAAAGAUUUCGAAGUACAAUACAUUACUGUACAUUAUGCUGAAUCCUUGCUGUUAAAAAUAGCACGUAUAAAUGGUCCAGCGCCUAUAUAAAGACAGGCAGAGUAAAGAAGUGCCCUGAAUUGUCUCCUUGUCAAGCCAAGGAUUCGCGAAAAAUUCGUGAACGGAAAGUAGCACGUUGCUUAUAAUUUGUUUUUUCAAUUUGCACUUACGAUGGCCCGUUGUAAAAUCG